UGCUUUACAAUGGUCUCUGUGCUUAGAUUUGUGCUUCGAUAUACACCCAGUCUGGUUUUGGCAAUCUGGACCCACUUUAAUAAUCAUCAGAAUUUACUUAUCCUCUACAUUUCAAAAGGAAAUGCAUUUCUAAAACGCGAAUGCUGUGAACUUUAAUCGAGAUCAAGCGGGACAUCACAGUGUUUUGCCGACUGAUAUAUGGACUCGAGGUUGAAGUUCGGAUUAAAUUUGCCCCGUUAGUUUGGACCCUGCGCUGAGGGGCGCGGCGGCGGAUGGAUACGAGCUCAUGUGAUGCGGUUACUGUUUGGUUUGACGUGAUACUCCUCUGUUCUCCAAAACUUUUGAACGAUUUAUCGUGUAACCGAUCAGUCUCGACAUCAAAUGAAGAAGAGUGAGACAAUGUUCUACUAAAUUGAAAACGUGAGCUCUUCCACUGCGGUUUACUGCGCUCACAGAAGCUCUUCAGACCGGAUCACCUCAGCACGAUGGAGUUUCAGUUUUUCGCAUCUCUUUCCUGUAUGUGGCAUUUCUUCGAUUCUCAUGCAUUGUACGCAAUUCACCAUUUCAACCGGAAUACAGCAAAUUGCGGCGGCAUAGAUUAUUCCCAGGAAGACUCCCCUCAUUUGCACAGCCGGCUUAAGAGCUCCCUCUUUCCUACUGGCUAACGAAGGCCAAUCAUAGGUGGAGGGAGGAGUCUGCACAGACGUAGGACUAAAUUGAUUGGAUGCCAAAAACUUUUGACGCUUACCCAAACUCAACUUCCACGGAAUCCUCUCCUGGUUCCUCUAUCCCACCUUCACCUCUGGAGCAUGAUGUCCAAAUGCCCUCCGACUUGGAGGUUAUGACCACUCUUCUUAAAGAAGAACUGGCUCAACUGGAGGAUUAUUACCUGUAUGAAUCGGCACCUAUGAAAUUGGAGAAAUGGCAAAAAUGUGACAAAAGCUUGCAAGCUAUGGCUACGCAGUCAUACUAUCAGUUACCCUGCGCUUCGUACAAUGUAAACCAAUCUGAAACUAAUCCCAGGCUGGUUUCCCUAGCAACUGGAGAUCUCGACCUGAGAGGCUUCUGUGGGGGCUCCAUGAGCCGACCGAAAAUGUCUCGACCCGGCCCCUACAGCUAUAUUCGGACACACUGCAACAGCCAAAGAAUGUCAACGAACGGAUGUAAGGAUGUCGAGGUGUUCGAGAAGGAAACGUGGACUUUCAAAGGGACUCAUUCAGGUUACGCAGAGCUGGCUUUUGACCAGAGCUCUGUCGACAAAUCCUUCGGAAAGAGCCACGCGAGUGCAAAGAAGGUUCGAGAAUGUGCCAUACUGUUGAAGGAAGAAGAAAAAAGUUGCUUAAUGGAAGACGUGUUAUACCGAGCCGAGAUGAUGAGAAGUUACGAUCUCGGCGGGUCCCUGGAGCCCCACCACAGGCGGGAGGGCCAGAGCCACGGGAUGAAGAUGUUCGGCCAUGACGGGAUUGCCAUGCCCAUUUUGCAGUGCGCCGAGAGCGAGAGCUGUCCGCCGUAUAAACAAUCUGAAGUAGCCGAGUGCUACUUUCAUCAGAUUACUGCCAAUUUAGAGCCAUAUCACGGCUUCAUGAAUGAAAUCGAUCAGCCAAUCAGAACUGGGGCUGUUGAUAUCCAGAAUAAUGACUACUUGCACCACGAAUGCCUUGGGGAUCAAAGCUUUGAAUGUCUGUCCGGAGACAGUGUUGGGUCCUCUUUGGAGUUGCCCAUCCAGAAACCACUACAAAGGUCACGGGAAAGUCAGUGUGUGUUUAAGCCAGAUGUUAAAGUAGGUUCCUUGGAGAGAAACCAUGGUGAACGCAAGCAGAAGAAGAGAGAUCAGAACAAGUCUGCUGCCCACAGGUACCGUCAGCGUAAGAGGGUGGAGCAGGACUGUUUGGAGGAGGAGCUUCAUGGUUUGGAAGGGCGCAACAGAGAACUUCGGGACAAAGCAGAAUCUGUAGAGAGAGAGAUUCAGUAUGUGAAAGAUCUCCUGAUUGAAGUCUACAAGGCUCGCAGUCAGCGCUUAAAAGAGGAUUCCAGUGCCUAAACCGUCUUUUACCAGCAUUUCACUUAUACCAGGCUCUGACAGCAUGUUUUUAUGCUCUAAAUAGUUAGUAAAAAAAAAAAAAAAAAAAA
This is a messenger RNA of Sinocyclocheilus rhinocerous, 2130 nucleotides long. RefSeq lists its product as uncharacterized. Bases 725 to 2041 code for a protein of 438 amino acids. Gene Ontology annotation, molecular function: DNA-binding transcription activator activity, RNA polymerase II-specific; RNA polymerase II transcription regulatory region sequence-specific DNA binding. The record is from RefSeq and is a predicted model, not a curated record. Lineage: Eukaryota; Metazoa; Chordata; Actinopteri; Cypriniformes; Cyprinidae. Gene Ontology annotation, biological process: regulation of transcription by RNA polymerase II. Gene Ontology annotation, cellular component: nucleus. The transcript has 4 exons.